AUGAAAUUAAAAGCAUCAGAUGAGAAAAUUGUAAUUGAAAAAAGUGAAAAGAGUGAUGUGAAUACUCGAAUGGGAAUCAAAACAAUCAAAGAUGAGAUCAAUAUUACGUUACUGUUGAAAGAAGAGGACGAAGAAGCCGCUUCACUUAUCGAUGGCGUAUCACAAAGUGACGAUACGCUACAAAAAUUAGAUGAAUUGAAAUAA
This is a messenger RNA of Acanthocheilonema viteae, 204 nucleotides long. Lineage: Eukaryota; Metazoa; Nematoda; Chromadorea; Rhabditida; Onchocercidae. The record is from the annotation of a GenBank genome assembly.